AUGGCCCGCAAGUACUUCUACUUCGACUACGACUUUUACGGGGUGAGCUUCUAUGAGGAAGAAAUCCUGACUGAAUCUGAGGAAAGGGUGACCAACACGGCAACCUGUGGCAGCCUUAACAAAGGAGUAGGAGACACCCCGAAUGAGCUGUUCUGUGAGGGCCAUCAGAGCUCUGAGGGUGACCAAGGCAACCAAGGCGGCGACAUGAAAAACAACACCUGGAACACUGAGCAGGAAGAGCCAAAGGUGGCCAGCAACCUGGCCAGGACCAGUGAGCAGCCUUCAUUCAGGGUUCCUCGGAAACCAUACAAAUUCACGCCUGGGCAGCUGUGGGAACUUGAGGCAGUGUUCGAAGAAACUCAAUAUCCCGACGCCAACAGACGAAGGGAGCUGGCAUGGCUCAUGAAUGUGGAUGAACAAAAAGUGAAGGAUUGGUUCAACAACAAGAGAGCUAAACUUAGGAAGAAUCAGAGGGAAGUGCUACGGGGCCAGUUCAUCGCCCCCAACCAACACGACUGUCACAUCAAGAUUGUGGUGGAGACCCAGAGAAUCAUCUUUCUCUAG
This is a messenger RNA of Acomys russatus (golden spiny mouse), 564 nucleotides long. Its product is annotated as rhox homeobox family member 1-like. NCBI's taxonomy places the organism in Eukaryota, Metazoa, Chordata, Mammalia, Rodentia, Muridae. Gene Ontology annotation, molecular function: RNA polymerase II transcription regulatory region sequence-specific DNA binding; DNA-binding transcription factor activity, RNA polymerase II-specific. The record is from RefSeq and is a predicted model, not a curated record. The transcript is spliced from 3 exons. Gene Ontology annotation, biological process: regulation of transcription by RNA polymerase II. Bases 1 to 564 code for a protein of 187 amino acids.